AUGGAGGGCGGGAAACUCUCGGAUCCCCCGUCAGACACAAGCAGCACUCUGAAAAACCACAAAAGAACCCAUGAAUGCUCAGAGUGUGGGAAAUCCUUUGCUCGCAGAUCCCUCCUUUUGACCCACAGGGAGGUCCAUGUGGGAAGCAGAUCCAGUCAAGGAUUGGAGGGUGAGAAAUCCUUUUCUGGAAAAGGUGCCAAAGAUCUCAGACGUCCCCCCAGACUAAAACCUCAUAAAUGUGAGGAAUGUGACUUACGCUUUGGUCAAAAGUCACGUCUUCUUACACAUCAGAAAAUCCACACUGGAGAGAAACCUUAUCAAUGUCUGGAAUGUGGGAUUUUUUUCCGUGAGAAAUCCACCCUCAGAAGCCACGAGAGAAUUCACACAGGGGAGAAACCUUACACGUGUUGGGAGUGUGGGAAGAGCUUUUCUCGGAAGGCAAAUCUUCGGGUCCAUGAGAAGGUUCAUGCAGGAAUAAAACCUUACAAAUGCUUUGAGUGUGGAAAAUGUUUCACCCUGAGUUCAACUCUUCGGAAUCAUGAGAAAACACACACAGGGGAGAAAAAUGAAAAGUGUCUUGAAUGCGGGAAAUGUUUUUCCAAGAAAUCAAGCCUGGUGCAGCAUCAGAGACGUCACACUGGAGAGAGACCCUAUGAAUGCCCAGAAUGUGAGAAACGAUUUAUGUGUUCUUCUGAACUUCAGAGACAUCAGAAGAUACACAAAGGGGAGAAACCCUAUCAAUGUGGGGAAUGUGGAAAACGUUUUCUUACACAAAGAGUGCUUCAGUUUCACGAGAGAAUCCACACGGGGGAAAAACCAUACAAAUGUGGGGAGUGUGGGAAAUGCUUUUCCCUAAAACAAAGCCUUGGAAGGCAUCAGACGCUCCACACAGGAAAGAAGCCAUACAGAUGCCUAGAAUGUGGAAAAUGUUUUGCAACCCUUUGGACACAUCAUAAAACCCACACAGGGGAGAAGCCAUAUCAAUGCAUCGAAUGUGGACAAUUUUAUUCUACCACAUCAAACCUUAGAAGUCAUAGAACCCACACUGGAGAGAAACCAUAUAAAUGUCCAGAGUGUGGGCAAUGUUUUGCCCGAACUUCAUCACUUCACAAGCACACCAGAAGUCACACAGGGGAGUCGCCUUACAAGUGUGCAGAGUGUGAAAAAACCUUUCAUAGUAAAUGUCACCUAAAAAGGCAUCAGAAUGUCCAUAUUAGAGAGAAACCCCUUCAGUUGUGA
Molecule: messenger RNA, 1239 nt
Organism: Protobothrops mucrosquamatus (brown spotted pit viper)
Lineage: Eukaryota; Metazoa; Chordata; Lepidosauria; Squamata; Viperidae
Product: gastrula zinc finger protein XlCGF52.1-like
Exons: 3
Coding region: 1-1239 (412 amino acids)
Biological process (GO): regulation of transcription by RNA polymerase II
Cellular component (GO): nucleus
Molecular function (GO): RNA polymerase II transcription regulatory region sequence-specific DNA binding; DNA-binding transcription factor activity, RNA polymerase II-specific
Source: RefSeq, a predicted model, not a curated record